ACUCAACACAAACUGGAUAGGAAACACAGAUCCUGACAUACGGAGCUUUUAGACAACAUUUUUUUUAUUUUAUUAACAUCUAUUUAUACUUGAAUACUUCAUUUUGUCAGCAGGGAGGGUGCAAACCUGGAUUUUAUAUACUGGAUCAGUUUUUCUGAUGUUUUUCUUUUGUUUUGUUUUUUAUGGAUGUUAAAGUAACCUGUUGAAUACUUCAGAGAUUUACUUGUUUCUGGAGAGGUUUUGCACACAAACCUACAGUUUUCUGUUACUGUUUAAAAGUUCACUUCUGUCAUCUGUUUUGAAACUUGCUAAUCUGACAUCUCAAGUGAAUAUCAGUGUCACAUCUCGUCUCUGGCUCUGCCCGUAAUAGAAACACAGAUCGCUUUCUGCAGACUGACACUUGCCACUGGAACGCUGCUCCCUCCCGUGUGUUACUUCUCAUUCUGUUUUGAGGAGUUUCUUGACUUCGGACAACAGUUUCUGGGGUCGGAAAUGCUUUUUUUGUACCCCUUAUGGCUCAUUUUCUCUGCUGCGCUUUUUGUGGCUGCGCAAAGUGCGGGAGACCUCCAGGGCUAUACCUCCACUGCAGGUGGUGACCCACCGGACCCAUGCAUGACUGUAUCUCCACCAUGUCUGCACGAGGCCGAUCGCUACAGCCUGGAGGCCCUGCGGAGCAUCCAUCAGAUGAUGGACGAUGACCAAGAUGGCGGCAUCGAGGUGGAAGAGAGCAUGGAGUUUAUCAUUGAAGACAUGAAGCAGCAGCAGACCCAAAAACACAGCAAGCUGCACAGAGAAGACCAGCACAUCACAGUGGAGGAGCUCUGGAGGGGCUGGAAAUCCUCAGAAGUACACAACUGGACUCAGGAUGAAGUGCUGCGCUGGCUGAAAGAAUUUGUUGAGCUGCCCCAGUAUGAGAGGAAUUUUAAAGACUUCAAGGUCAAUGGAAACACUCUCCCAAGGAUUGCAGCAAAUGAACCAUCUUUCCUGAGUGGUCAUUUGAAAGUGUUGGACCAGAGAGAUAAACAGAAACUCAGCAUUAAAGCACUGGAUGUGGUGCUGUUUGGACCACCUACACGACCCCCUCAUAACUACAUGAAAGACUUGCUGCUCAUUGUGUCUGUGGUGAUGGGAAUCGGAGGCUGCUGGUUUGCCCAGGCUCAAAACAAAGCCAGUAAAGUUCACAUUAACAAAAUGAUGAGAGAUUUAGAAAGUCUGCAGAGAGCGGAGCAGAGCCUCAUUGACCUGCAGGAACAACUGGAGCGAGCCCAGGAAGAAAAACGCAACGUGGCGGAGGAGAAACAGAACCUGGAGGAGAAGAUGAGGGAUGAGAUCAUGGGGGCACAGGAAGAGGCUCAUCGUAUGCACGAGCUGAGGCAGGGAGCGUUCUCUGAGCUCAGCCGCCUCCGAUAUGCAGAGGAGGAACUGGAACAGGUCCGUGGAGCAUUGAAGCAGGCAGAGAAGGAGAUGUUGGCAAGCUGGACCGUCUCAGAGGCCCUUCAGCUGUGGCUCCAGCUGACACAUGAGAUAGAGGUCCAGUACUACAAUGUUAAAAAGCACAGUGCAGAACUUCAGCUUGCCAUUGCCAAGGAAGAGGCAGAAAGGAUCAAGAAGAAGAGGAAUUCUGUACUGGGGACACUCCAUGUGGCCCAUAGCUCCUCUUUAGACCAGGUUGACCACAAGAUCCUGGAGGCAAAGAAUGCGCUGUCAGAAGUAACGGCCUGCCUGCGAGAGCGCCUUCAUCGCUGGCAGCAGAUCGAGCUUUUCUGUGGCUUCCCCAUUAUGAGGAAUCCUGGACUAGCAAAACUAACCAAUCAGCUCUACUCAGAAUCACUGGCUCUGCGAUUGCCGCGAAUGCCACAGUCAUCACGUUCAUGUCACAGCUCUGUACAGGGAUCUAUAGAAGAUCUUUUAGACGAGCCCGCUUCACCAACCUUACCACAGAUGCAAGUUCCACCACUUAAGCGCUCUCCACGACUUCAGGGAUCCACCAUACAUAGGACACGGCGUCCUGGUGUCAUUUCUCAGCCACCAGCUGCCCUGAUUUCUCCAGACCCUGACCUUUUGAUCCCUAUCCGAACCCCUUACCCCUGUUAUGAUGAGGGAGAGGAGUUCAUCCUAAAAACUCUUAAAAAGCAAGAUUCCCAAGAGAGAUUUGUAGACUCUGAUUAUGUAACAUCCCCUCCCCUCUCCAAAAUGCUUUCUUCUUCUUCUGUUGAUCCUUCCUCUAGAAGGUUCCAUUGUGAUGAAGCUGAGUUCCUUGCAGAUGCUUCAACUGCAAAACCUUUUAGUGAACAAGAAGAAGCUUUGACUGAAUCUCCAGUUCACAAUCCUUACAUAGACGAACACGAAACCUUUAUAGAUAUAGAAGUUUCCCACAGGAAGGUAGCAAAAGACAAAUACUUGGACACUACUUUGGAAACCUGUUUCUUAAAGACCUCUACUGAAGAGUCUUUCAUAAAUACCCCUGCAUGGAAAAUAUCCAGAGACAGAAGUGAAGUUUUCAUGGAUGUUGCACUUGGAAAGGGGUUUUCAGAUGAGUUAAAUACAGAGAUUUCGUUGACAAAAAUGGAUAAAGACAUAAAAGGGAGUUUUAAGGACAAUGUCACCUCAAGAAAUAUCUACAAAGAGAAAUGUGAUUUACCACUGGAUGUGAGGAAGAUGCUUAGGGCUGAAUUAGAAGCAUCAACAGACACACAGAGGAAAAUAUCAAGAGAUAUGAAGGGAGCAUCCAUGGAAAGUAUCCCUAAAACAAUGUCAAUGGAUGAUGCUGAACGACUGAUUGAAUCCAGAAGAAUAACAAAAAGUGCAACGGCGAUCUCCCAGGACACAGGAUCUAGAAAGCAUUCACAUAAAGGAGAAGGUCAUCAUGAUUCCUCCAUGAGGGCAGGGGCAAGGGAGAAAAUGGUUGAAACAGUUAGAAAACCACUUAGGAAAAUAUCUAGAGAUGAGCUGGAGUCUUAUACUGAUACUGCUGCCAUAAAGAUACUGCCCAGAGAGAUGUUGGAAGAACGCAUGGAAAGCCUAACCUCUGCAGAUUUACAAGAGUUUGGUCUGGGACGAUCAACAGGCAAAGGGAUACUGAGGAAUGACACUGACACAUCUGUCAGUUCUCUCAGAAGGAGAAUACCAAGACUGCCAAGAGAUGAUGCAAACAGUUUGACAGAUACUUCAACUGGAAACAUUUCCAGAGAUAGAGUUGAUGUCCCAAUGGAAAUACCAAAACAACCAAUGCCUAUGGAGGAAGUGGGAGCCUCUGAGUCCAGUUCUUUGCCGUACCACAUUGGACAGCCAGACCUUAUGUUAACCUCCCAGUCACCAUGGAAGUCUUCAUCUGAUCUUUAUAACGCUGGCCCACUGAGUCAGCUUGUGUAUGAUGGCAUCCUUGAAAAGUCAUGCAGCUCCAUGGCUUCAACCCCAGCCACACUGUCAGCCUCCAUGCCAGUCCUGCCUCAGAGCAGGCUGCCACCUGAUGUUGAGCCACCAGUUCCACCACCAAAGCUUGUGAUCCCAUCACUUGCAUCACCUCCUGAAGGUGGGGAUGACAAGAACAAAGAUAAGGACAAAAGUAAGAAAACAUUGAAGCUCAAAAAUCUUUUCAAAAAGAAAAAUGACUCACCUCCAGAGAAGCUUCAGAGUGGUCUUCAAAAACUCUGACAGUCACCUGAAAUGUCUUUGCUUAUUUUUUUUUGUUUUAAUAAAUAAGAAAUUACAUUUUA
Austrofundulus limnaeus is the source of this 3716-nucleotide messenger RNA. Its product is annotated as stromal interaction molecule 2. Gene Ontology annotation, biological process: store-operated calcium entry; activation of store-operated calcium channel activity; intracellular calcium ion homeostasis. The coding region runs from base 493 to 3654 and encodes 1053 amino acids. Gene Ontology annotation, molecular function: protein binding; calcium channel regulator activity; calcium ion binding. The transcript is spliced from 12 exons. Gene Ontology annotation, cellular component: plasma membrane; endoplasmic reticulum. NCBI's taxonomy places the organism in Eukaryota, Metazoa, Chordata, Actinopteri, Cyprinodontiformes, Rivulidae. The record is from RefSeq and is a predicted model, not a curated record.